UGCCUUCUGGGAGAGACUUGUGUGUUUGCGAGAGAGAGAAGAGGGAGUGUUUCACUAACACUUGCAGUGUUCAAUAAAGUGGUAGCGGUGUAUUUCGCCUCCUGUAAACACGAGGUCGCACAGAGCUUCAGUCAGUUCCUUUCUGUCAGGCUGGGAAACCGCUUCUGCGGCAUCGGAGGCAUGCUUUCAGAAAUGUCACCUCUCCUGUGCGUGUGUUGUCUGCUCUUGGCAACCCGGAGCUCGGCUUUUAAUCUGGAGACAACCAACACGAUCACGAAGGAGGGAGAAAGAGGUAGUUUGUUUGGAUUUUCUGUGGCCUUACACAAGCAGACGAGCCCGGACGCACAGAGCUGGAUUCUGGUGGGGGCGCCUCAGGCCCGUGCCCAGUCACAGCAGUUCGCCAAUCGCACUGGAGGACUCUUUGCGUGCCCAAUAAUAACGGAAGACGAUGAGUGUGAUCAAGUCGAAAUUGAUAAUGAUGUUGAUCUGACGAGGGAGAGUAAAGAGAACCAAUGGUUGGGUGUGACGGUCAAAAGCCAAGGAAUUGGAGGGAAAGUUGUGACAUGUGCCCAUCGCUACGAGGUGAGGCAGCGUGUGAACCAGCCAGCGGAAACCCGUGACAUGAUUGGGCGCUGCUACGUGCUGAGCGAGGACUUGCAAAUCCGAGAUGAGCUGGACGGUGGCGACUGGAAGUUCUGUGAAGGCCGCACGCAAGGUCACCAGCGCUUCGGGUACUGCCAACAGGGCAUCGCGGCAGGUUUCACACCAGAUGAGCAGUACAUUUUAUUUGGUGCCCCAGGCACAUACAAUUGGAAAGGUAAUGUUCGGACAGAACUGUUGAGUCAUUCUUUGGUUCACUUGGGCAUCUAUGACGACGGUCCAUAUGAAGCGGGUGAUGAAAGAAAGCAGGACGCUAAUCUGAUUCCUGUACCUGCCAAUAGUUACUUAGGAUUUUCAGUAGACUCAGCGAAAGGCCUCACUCAACACGAUGAGCUGAGUGUGGUCUCUGGGGCACCCAGAGCCAACCACACUGGUGCUGUGGUGAUCCUGAGGAAAGAGGGCGUCAACAGACUGGCACCAGAGCACAUUCUGUGGGGCGAGGAGCUGGGGUCAUCAUACGGCUACGCAGUUGCCACGGUUGACCUCAACAGCGACGGGUGGAUGGAUCUUGUGGUUGGCGCUCCCUACUUCUUUGACCGAAAGGAAGAGAUUGGCGGUGCCGUCUAUAUCUACAUUAACCAGGCUGGCAAGUGGGGUAGCGUGAGGAGUCUCCGGCUGAAUGGGACCAAAGAUUCCUUGUUUGGGCUGGCUGUGGCUAACAUUGGGGACAUCAAUCAAGAUGGAUUUGAAGACAUUGCUGUUGGAGCUCCCUACGAUGGACAUGGGAAGGUCUAUAUCUAUCAUGGCAACAACUUUGGGCUAAAUGUGGUUCCAGCUCAGAUACUCGAAGGUGAAACUGUUGGGGUGACUAAGUUCGGCUACUCCAUUGCUGGAGGACUCGACGUUGAUGACAAUUUUUACCCAGAUAUGGUGGUCGGCUCCCUCUCGGACUCUGCGGUUUUGUUCAGAGCUUGUCCUGUCAUUAAUGUGACGAACCAGGUUUACAUCAACCCCCAGCAAAUUGAUCUGGAACUAAACAACUGCAGACACGAACUGGGGAUCUGUAUUGAUGUCAGGGCCUGCUUCCUUUACAGAUCGAAGCCUGAAUCCUACAACCCCAGGAUUGUUCUUGGCUUUUUACUUGAGGCCGAUGCAUUUGAGGUUGACGAGCAACGCAGAAGACCUCCCCGGGUUUCCUUCCUGAGAAGGAAACCAAGUGACCCCGAAAACCAGUAUCGCGGUGAGGUAGUCCUGCGGAGGCAGACGGAAUCCAGCUGUAUCAAUGUCUCCAUGAAACUCCAGGAGAACAUCAAGGACAAACUACGGCCCAUCCCAGUGACAUUGAGCUACGUGAUCCAGGAGGUCAAGCGCAAAAAGAAGCAGGUGGAGCGGCAGCUGGCUCCCCUUAUGCCAGUCUUAAAUGCUGACUAUGCGAACAUCCACAGAGAGGAGGUGAAUUUUCUAAGGGAGGGCUGUGGCCCUGACAAGAUUUGUCAAAGUAACUUACAGAUGGAAUAUAGCUUUUGUACCAGGCUCGAUGAGGAUGUAUUCCAGCCCUUGUCGAAAGACAACCAGGGGGAGCAGGUAUUUUACCUCAGCAACCAGAAAGACAUCGCCUUGGAGAUUACUGUCACCAACUUGCCAUCAGACGCCAGGAACCCAAUGAAAGAUGGCGACGAUGCUCACGAAGCUGUUCUGAUUGUAAGCUUCCCAGACACUCUGUCCUACUCCGCCUUCCGAUCGCCUAAGGACAGCAGUCUGGUCUGCGUCGCGAACACCAAUGGAUCCCAGGCUGAGUGUGAGCUUGGAAACCCAAUGAAACGCAAUGCUGAGGUCACCUUUUACCUGAUCUUAAGCACUUCUAGAAUCACCAUCGAAACUACAACUUUACCAAUAAUACUUCAGCUAACAACCAUCAGCGAACAGACCGGUUUGGAUCCAGUCACAGCCACUGCCCAUGUUAUGUUGGUACUGCCAGUCUCUCUUGUUCCAAACGUCGAGCCACAAAAUGUGUUUUUUGGAGGUAACAUAAUGGGAGAAAGUGCCAUGAGGAAAGAAGAGGAUGUGGGCAGUCGCGUUGAUUAUAUACUAACGGUGCUGAACACUGGUAAGGUCCUAAAAACUUUUAGCUCUGCUUUCCUGAACAUCCACUGGCCCUAUGAGAUCAGCAAUGGCAAGUGGCUGUUAUACCCAAUGAAGAUCGAAUUUGAAGGGGAUGAGAAUACACAGUGCUCUCCUGCCCUUGCUAUCAAUCCACUCAAACUGCCACAUGAUGAGGAUAAACGAGGGUUGUGGAGCCCCGCGCGGUUACAGAAUGGAGGCCAACAGCAAUCAGUAGCUCAUCAGACCGAAAGCAGAAAGUCUCUAACCCUGGACUGUGAACAGGGCACUGCCCGAUGUAUUGAUUUCCAGUGCCCUCUACAAAUUCUGAACACAACAACCAGUGUAAAAAUAGGUGCCCGACUGUGGAACAGCACCUUUCUGGAGGAGUACGCUACAUACAGUUCUAUCAAACUGACCAUCCGUGCCAACAUCAGCGUGAAGUCAAGUAUUAGAAACCUAAAGGUGAAGGAAGCUGCUGCUGAGUAUACCAUACAAAUAUACCCAGAGAAGACAAGUGUGGGAUAUGUUGGAGCACCCUGGUUGAUUAUACUCAUUGCUGUCCUGGCAGGAAUCCUAGUGCUGGCUCUACUCGUCCUCCUACUUUGGAAGUGUGGAUUUUUUAAGCGUUCCCGAUACAAUGACACUGUCCCGCAAUACCAUGCUGUGCGGAUAGGCAAGGAAGAGCGACAGCUCCACAUGGAUGAAAAAAAGACACAAUAUCAGAAGGAAUGGAUGACUCACUGGAUUGACAGUGAUGGCUACUCAUGAACCUUAUUUAUUUUUGUAUACUUUGACAACGCGCCUAAAAAAAACCCCACCACCAACAUAAACCAUGUAUGUUUCUGAUUAUAGCAACAACCAGCUGCACUGAAAAAUGAGCAAGGUGACAUUUUGAGACAGUGGGAGCUACAAAAUUUGUGUCUGAGCCCCAAAAUUGCUACCGGACAACUUUCUGUUGUGAUCCUUGUGUGCCCUUUGCUGGUGCUUGUGACUGAACCACUAACAGACUUGGUGUCAUUUGUAUGAGUUGGUUACACAAAUAAUGAACCCUCCACCCAACCCCUUCGACUAAAGCACACCUCCGUUAUCCUGCCCCGUCUUCCGUUUCUGUCGAGGGGAUCAGACACCGUUUUGGUUUCAAAGCUCAGUCUAAUACUUGUGAGGGAAAGCAGGAGUUUGCCAAUUUUGACCUGAUCCAUUAUGAAACUGACUAUAGAGUUUUCUAAUUCUUGGUCAGCAUAUAUUUAACUGACAGGGGCUUCCCUGACAGAUGUCCUGAGUUGAUGUUUCACUAUUGAUAACACGUAGAGCAAGCCCAGAUGUUGACUCACGAAACCAACUCACCCCAGCGUGUGUCUGACUGUUCUGAUGCUGACUGUCUGAGACACGUUGAUGCCAACGUGCUCGGGCAGCCAGCUGGAGCUGAAGCGCCAACUCACACAAUAGGGCAAGCAGAGGCAAAGGCAACACGCUGAAAAUCGAGUGGCCCUUUUUAAGAAAUAGCGAACAUAUGGAAACAUGAGAACCUGCGUUUGGCAUGACACUCGACAGCUCAGCACCCGGAAAUUUGCUCGGGUAUAGGAAAAUUGCGGGUGUCGCUAAAACAACAGUGCGAGCACCGCAAGACUCCACAAACAGCCAGGACACAGACUCACACAGAAAUGAACAAUUCGGCCCAAUUCCAAUCAGUCAAUGCCAGUGUUUGCAUUUCACUCCCUCCGCACCUCAUUCAUCUCAUUCAAUCAGCAUAGCUCUUUUCUCACCAGCCUGUUACAGAGGUGUUAUUCAGUAUCCACCAACACCCUUGACUUUCCCUUCCAACUCCAUUUGAAUAUAGUCCCCUGCUCCUCUAUCACUUUUUGCUGUUGUCACACUGCCCCGAGGAGCUGUGCUUGUAAAUUUCUUGUUUAAUUAGAAACAUGAGUAUUGGUUAAAAAAAAUCCAGAUGUUGUGUAGUAUUGUUUCUAGAUAGAGGGGUAAAAAAGAGGCAAAUUCUGGAGCUGGUGGGGCUUGAACCUAGGCCUUAGAGGUAAAGGCACUACCAUUGCACCACAUCAGUACUCCCAAUUCACAUAUACUUCUGAUCCAGUUAAUUAUGGGGUGAGCUGAUUCAACUAACUGCAUCCACCACUAUAGGAACCGUAACAGGUUUCCAACAGCGAGCGCCAACUCUCUCAGCAUGUGCUCCCACCAAUCAUUCACAGGUUUGAAUGAGUAGGCACCAUUACAUUUUUGCACAUUGCCUUCCCAAACAUGGGAUAGGCCAGUGGAUGGAUGGAGUAGGCUUCUUUUAUCCUCUUCCAAUGGACAAUUGGUUGGACAGAUCACUACAUCCCCAAUCCCAGCACAGUGAAAGCACGUCUUCCGUCAUUUUCUGAGGAGAGAAUGUUAAGUGCGGAAUUUGCUUGGUAGAGCACAGGUCGGAGAUAGGGCUUUGACAUGAAAGGGAAGCAUUCUCACAGGGGUAAGGGCUUUCAAAAUGACCCCCCUAUCAACUCAACCAAAGUGUGUGGGACUUUUUUUUUUCAAGAUUCUGCCUUGGCAGCCUUGUUAUUUGAAUCUGGUGCUUGUGUCACAUUAAUCUUCCUGCCAACAAGUGUAAAUCACCUGGACAACCUUGCAGCACACUUUAGGGAGCUGGAUGGGCUUUUGGGUGAAGAUGUACAAAAGGAGGUAGGAAAUAUCUUCAGCUCCUGCCCGCUGUUCACCCUGCUCCCAGUUAACUGAGGCCACUUUGAUGCAAACACGUCCCUCAAUCCAGUAGAGUUGAAUAGGAAAGUAAAGAUGUAAUGAUCUCUGCCUUUCCCUCAGUCCCUACCCUCUCCUCUCUGCAUGAUCUGUAAUUUCUCCUCUCUCCCACCUUUCUAACCUACCUUCAGCCACCCAGACCAGGAGCGGAUGCUUGGGAGGAGGUUUGGGCCAAAGUUUCAUAUUUGACAGCUACAGGAUAUACUGGUGCUAUAGCCCCAACGAUUGUAAAACUAGUGGAACAAUGUAGAGUAAUGGACUGCGUAAGUUAGUGAUGCUGUAUGGUCUUAACCUAAUGCUUUUGAGGAGUGUAAGGGAAAAUAAAGGAACCUUAUUAAUAAUUGCUUGGCAAAAUAGAACUUAAACAUUUUUAAAAGGAGACAUGGAGUUGAAUCUUUUUGUCUCACACUCAUCAGGACUGAAAUGCGAGAAAUCAACUUUAGAAAAUUUUUACGUUUUGUUGGAUUCUUUUACAUUUCUGUCCUGAUGAGACAAAAAGAUCGAACUUCAUGUCUCCUUUUGACAAUGUUGAAUCUUACUCAGCUUGUCAUCAAAUUUAUAUGAAUGAUUUGACACAUCGAGCAAAGAUCUAUUCUUAAAAGACCAUUAACCAGCCUUAGUAAAUCAAUCUAAAUGUUUGGAAAAACUAACAAUAGUAGUCUUUAUUUAAUUUUUUGUCAAUGUCUUGUAAUGUAAAAUUGCUGUUGCCAAUUCCUGACUCACUUCAUAAACAUGAUGCUACAGUCUGUGCCCCAGCUGCUCACCCAUUGUAAACCCUCAGCCUGCCCAUACAGGCUGGUACCCUCCUUCCACACACGAUUGUUUCAGUGUUUCCACCAUUGCUGACUCCUGCGUCAGUGUGUCCCCAUGUAACCUGGCCUCUUUCUUCUAUGUUGAAGUCCUUUGGGUAACAUUUGCUCUGCAACAUCAACUCAAAAUGGCCGCUCUCAGGACAUGAGUGACAGCUGUAAGCACCUCAAACAGAUCAGCAAACAGGAUGGCAACUGCCCACUUUCAGUAGCUCAAGGACCUUGGCAUCUCCUAGGUGACAGUUGGGCCUGUUAUAAAUUGUCAGAUGACUUACUGAGAGGAAGAUGUGGAGCCAAGGCCAGUGUUUGGCCCAUAGGCACAGAGCACUGAUACAACACAAGAGUGUGGAGAUCAGUGGUGCCUUCAGUGAAUCCUAAUCCAUUGUUUCUUUUUAAGAGGAAAGUCGUUUUGUCAGAAACUAAAACUGAAAAGACUGAAGGCUCCCACACAAAAUAGAUGAUUUAGUCAAGGUUUUCUGAUGAUUGUGAAUUGAGGUGUCAGGAUUCCAUUAUAUCUUCAUUAGCAGAAGACCACAGUGUUUGAAGUAUAUUGAAAAACAGGAAUGCGAGCAAAUAUAGCAAGAGUGACAAAGGAAGACCUACUUUGAGGUUUUAGUUGAGACCCUCGGUCAGCAUCCUUUCCCCAAGACCCCUCUGUCCCUGUAAGACCAGCUUUGAUGUCCACCAUUUUCUCUCUGUGUUUUGGAGUUGCUGUCUCUCACUUCAUAUCUUGCCUUCAGCGUAAUGAAAGGAUUAACAGCCUUUGCAGUAAAUGUGCAAAUGACACCAAGCUUCCACUCGUCCAACUCUGGCAAGUCACAAAUUGAACCACAAACUGAGGCCUUGGGUCAAUGAAGUGUUAACAAAUUGCACUGUCUCUGACCAAGCUUCGAAAUUCCUUUGAAACAGGCAGUGAUUGAAAUCUGUUCCUUGUCCAGUAAAUCUUAAAGUAAGCCUUCCCCUCCCACUGUGGGUAGUAUGAACAUUGAGUAGUAUGAACAAACUCACUGCCUCAUUAAACAGAAUCGAUCCAGCCUUACCGAGCUUGAAAAGGUUCUGGUGUGGUAAUCAGAAACAUACAAUUCCGGCUCCUGUUACAGAGACUCAGCCUUUUGUCCUUUUUAUCAUUCUCGAAUUAGUGUGUGCACUCGAAUGUCUCGGCACAUUGGAGAUGUAUUCGCCAAACAGGCUGAUGGACAGGACUGGGUUACCAGUUGUCAUGCUUAAUUUGGCACCUUUUUUGCAAAGCAUUUCUGUUUUGAAAUGGUAUACUUCAAACUUCCACUUUGGCGUUACCUCACACCUGCCCCCCUGUUAUUAUUGGCAUCGUUUCCAGAUAUUUGCCUAUGAACCUAUUCGGAGAUAUGCUUGUACAGCUCUCGAGUAGGUGGGACUUGAAUGCAGACCUCCCGGCCCAGAGGUAGGGUCACCAACACUACACCACAGGAGGUCAAGCACCUUUCGGCUUAGGGAGUCAGAUGCUCUAUUCUUGUGCCGCAAGACCAGAAGAACCUCAUUUCUAUCUGGAGACUAGGCCUUGCCAAGCCUGGAUGCUAUUGGGCGGGCCACAAACUUGCUUCGGCAGCUGACAGUCUCUGCAAUUGGCUGCACUGCUUGGUGUUGGGCAGGUGGGUAGAGAAAUUCUGAGGGCCUUCCUACCCCUGGGCAUUGUACAAAGGUGCCACAUCUGAUGCCCCUGUCCUCAGAGUGUCAUAUGACGUCAUGUUUGUUGAAAGCAAAAAAUCUAGUUGGAGUUACAUUUGGCUGGUUCUGUUGAUUGGGGCCUGUGUUAUGAGUAUAGACACUGAAUUCACGUCUACUGAAAUUUAAAGGUAAGGUCCUGCCUUGAGCAGCGACAAUUACUGUUAGUAACCCAGAGUGACUUCUUUAGUGUAUGGUACUGUACAGUGUUAAAUUAGAUUGGUGCAUCAGUUACAAGAUGUGCAUUAUCGAUCAGAGAUUGAAGUCGCUUCAGUCUGCAGUGGUUCUCAAUUUACAGACGAGGACCCAUUGAUAUGACUGCAUCAAACUGAGCAGGAACACUACUUCUCACUGACAUGUAAAUCUGCAAAAUGAAGGUCUUUGUGCAUUUGUACAGUACUGUAUAAACAUGGUGGGGGUUCGGGGGAAGGACUUGUGAAUGCUGAACGGAUGUUUCCCCUUGUAUGAGAGUCUAGAACAAGGGGACAUAGUUUGAAAUAAGGUGUCUCCCAUUUAGGACAGAGCAGUGAAGCUUUAUUUUUCUCAGAGGGUUACCAUUCUGUGGAAUUUCUUGCCCCAGGGGAGUAUUGGAGGUUGCGGGGUGGGGGGGAUUGGAUAUUUAGAAGGCAGAGGUAGGUUCGGGGCUGACGAGGUCUUGGCAGGUAAGUGGCAAUGAGACCACGGUCAGUUCAGCCAUGAUCUUCUCGAACGGCACAGCAACUCAAGGGGCUGAAUGGCAUCCUCAUAUGUGAGUAUUUGGCUCUGUCCAGGCAAUCCACGCCUGUGCCAACCUAAUGUUGCCAGCUGUCAGGCUUUGCAGCGGACAGUCCUGCCGGGUCGGCAUUGCCCAAACAGAAAAUAGGAUGCCAGACGAUCUGGUCGCCUCUGAACCAACCUUUCUUUGCCUCAUUGACUUCUGGCAGCUGUCAAAAUAGUAGCUAUUAAUACUUUCGAUAAAACCCAGCCCCCAGGCUGAAAGCACUCGUUUUGAAUGGAAGGUUUUCAAAAGGGGGAGCCUGUUGGAGUACUCUCUCUGGUUGUUCCUUUCGUCCUGCACGCCAGGAGGCACCUGCUAAGCUCUCCAGCUGAAGCCUGGCUGUUGGUAAUCCCCAACUCCCCCCCAUCAGCCCUCCCAAUCUCUUUAUCUUAGCCCCUGAGGUUACACUCCAGAGUCGCUCCAGAACAGAGGGGUUAGGGGAAGUGGGCGGGUGCGGGGGUGUAUUUCUGGAUGCUGUAUAACAGGUCUUCCAAGUCCUGGGGAGAGUUUGCACAUUUACAAAAGUAUACUCCUUUAGCAGAGGAUGUGGGCCAUUAUUUCAUUAACACGAAUGGCUCUGAAUUGAUUGAAGGAGAAUGCAGCGCUGGGUCAGGUUCAGGCCCUGACAGUGCUAAGUGAAAGUGAACUAAACUGCCCUCUCAGCACAGAUUCAAACAAACAGUCAAAAUUCCUCGUUUCCAAUCUCACCUUCAAGACUCCUACUGCUUUUCAUUCGAACCCUCAAGAGCAUCCGCCAGCAUUUACCACCCCAUAUCUCCUUUGCCCUCUACUCUAAGUUUUGGUUCUUUCACAGAUAAUGCACACUUUUCAGCUAAUAAUUUGCAGUGCCUGAAAUCAGCUCAGAGGAACAGCUACCCACCCCCCACAAACACAUCCUAUCAAAACUCUUUGGGAGGUUUUCAUGCAUGGCUUGUAUGCCAGAAGAACCAUUCGUUGGGAGUAAAGAAGGAAGCAUCUGCUAAUCAAUAGAAGGCAGUAUCCGCCAAGUGGCUUCAUUGGAGUAGAUUGGCUGCUUUCAGGCUGUGACGGGUGGUGGGGGUGUGGGUGGGUGGAGUGGAUGGCCCCUUUAUAAUGGAGCUGGUGACUGUCUGAGUCUCAAAUAACCCCUUUGACUGUAAAAGCUGACCGCUUUUAUUUGCUGAUUGCAAGAGUUAGCGAUGCAUUGACUUCUAUUUUCUCAAAGUUGGAGCACGCUGAGUUUCACAUCAACGCUGUUUUGUUCUGCCUGCCUCAGAAUUCCAGAAAUCUUGACAAAGAUUUUGUUUCUUUUUAUCACUGAGGUCAAAUAUCCUGCUCCAGUUUCUCUCAGUUUGCUUCCUCACCACUGUUCCUCCCUCUGCUGUAAUCUCCUGAUAUGUUACUCAACAAAUCGUGAGUAUUUGUGUUGUUAGCAACAGCUUUUUCAUUUGGGAGCAAUUUUGUCAGACAGAGUUAUCUCAUUGGCUAGUUGCUCAUGGUGUGGCUGUCCUUGUCCUAAUCGUGAGCAACAUUUGAUUGGCGGAUUUGUUCAAAUCCACACUCCCUUUUUGAGUGUAGGGUCAUAUCAGCAGGACAGAAAAACAUGGCAGGAGGAAUUGGCUAUUCAACACUUUCAGUCUGCUCCCCCAUUCAAUCAGAUCAUAACUGAUCAUCCAACUCAGUCCCUGCUCCUGCUUUCUCCCCCUGUCCUUUGAUCCCUUCCGAAGUGAUCUUCUGUCCAACAUGUUGAAGAUUCUUACACUCAAAUGAUUCAUCCAGGGAGCUCUGCACUCACUCAUCACACCACACUGAGGAUGGAAGUUAUAUAGAAUCAGCUACAGUGUGGAAACAGGCCCUUCGACCCGACAAGUCCAUACCGACCCUCAGAGCAUCCCAUCCAGACCCCCACCCCCCUCUAUAACCCACCUAAUCUCCACAAUCCCAGGAAAUGGGUGAGUCUCAGAGUCCACAAGCCCAUGGCAGAUCUGCUUUGUGGGAAUCGUGAGGGUCUGCAGGAUUUGCACCUGUGAUGUCCUGAAAAAGUGUAUUAGCGUGGUUAUGGAUCCAUUAUCGCAGCUACCCCCUCAAUCCUGGGCAGCUGGAGACGCCUAUAGGGAACAGGAUGCCAGUUUAGACCAAGCGGCUGGUGAAGGGUGGAUUUGUGCAGGAUACCAGUGAGGCUGGACAGGGGAGGGUGGGGUAAAUCCUGAAAUAGUGCUCAGCUGGAAUUGUUAAAGUCUGCAGGUUGUAAGAACCUAGCACCUAGAAAAGUACAGCACAGUACAGGCCCUUCGGCCCACGAUGUUGUGCCGUGGAAUAAUUCUAAUCCAAAAGUAAAAUAACCUAACCUACAUUCCCCUCAAUUCACUGCUGUCCAUGUGCAUGUCCAGCAGUUGCUUAAAUGUCACUAAUGACUCUGCUUCCAUGACUACCACUGGUAAACUAUUCCAUGCGCUCACAACUCUCUGGGUGAAGAACCUCCCUCUGACGUCUCCUCUAUACCUUCCUCCUAACACCUUAAAACUAUGACCCUCAUGGCAGUCAAUCCUGCCCUGGGGAAAGGUCUCUGGCUAUCGACUCUAUCCAUGCCUCUCAUUACCUUGUAUACCUCGAUCAGGUCACCUCUCUUCCUCCUUCUCUCCAGAGAGAAAAGUCCGAGCUCAGUCAACCUCUCCUCGUAAGACAAGCCCUCCAGUCCUGGCAGCAUCCUGGUAAACCUCCUUUGCACCCUCUCCAAAGCCUCCACAUCUUUCCUAUAAUAGGGCGACCAGAACUGGAUGCAAUAUUCCAAGUGUGGCCUCACCAGGGUUUUGUAGAGCUGCAGCUGUAAGAAGGAGAGUUAAUUGAGAGAUGGUGGAAUUCUGUAGCGUGGACAUCUCAGGUAAGACUGAUUUAGAGUUGAGGAUGGUGAGAUCAAUUUUGAUCUCUGAGUAAGGAGAAAGAUAUCCUCCGAAGGGUAUCAAACUGUGUAAGCUAUGGCCUACGGGGAGAGACAGUGUUUCAUACACAAAUGGGUUUGCAAUGAGAAUGAUUUCAAAUUGUUCCCCUGUGCCUUAUUGAGAGGUGUAGACUGCCCUGGAAUGAACAACCCUAGCUGUAAAUUGUCCUACCCAUUUAUAAAGCUAUCAAAGAUGCCUGUGAUAACCUUUUAUGGAAUGGAUUUGAUGCUGAACCCAGUGGGACAGUACUUGUGUCUGCUGUGACCAACCUGUGUCAAUAUACAGAAGUCUUUGCAGGGCACAUUGGCAAUGUAAAGUGUUAAAAAAAAACUGUCAUAAAAUUAGAACUUCUGUCCUGCGUCUCUGUUGUUUCACAUCCUGACAGUCUGUCACAAUCGGUGAACAGCAAAUAUCUGUUAACCGUUUUGCCCUGGGGUUUUGUGCCUUACUUUGCUCGCUGUCGAUCCUUUACAUUUUUUGUACACUUUUUGUCACACUUUAUUGUGCCUAGUGAUUGACCAGUUUCUGCCAUUUAAUCUGAUUUCUUCCUCCAGCCCUUGCACAACAUGUCACUUGAGUUUAGAGGGGCAGAAGAGCAGAUCCAGCAGGUACAGCGAUCCAUCAUUGCCACUCCUCAGUCUAAGACUUGAUCCCACCAGAUAACUGAAUAGUUUAAUGGUCUGGCCUUGUCAACGUGGCCCAUGGUAUGUUAUGGUGAGCUCUUCAGAUUGAUGAUCACUCUGUGAGAGGAGUUUAACAUCUAGCACACUUGGCAAUUAAUUCACAAGACAAAAUAGAUGAAGAGUUACAGUUGGGGGGGAAGGGGAUGAAAGGAAUUCCAGUACAUUUUUAUUAAGGCAUCCAUGAUCCUUCAAAUGUUAAUGAUUACUGAUCAAACUGGCAGCCAGAAUGCCUCCCCUUAUCUCACCUCCCUCAGUAGCAACCUGAGCUAUCAAUAUUAACCAAGGCAGCAGGGAGAUCAAUGAUUCUGGAGUUGCACUGGUCAGUCACUAGUCACGACCAUUCACGUGAACAUUUUGACAUCGCAUGACCAUGCAGCCACAUCCCCACGUACAAUGGUUGUGUGAUAGUACAGUUCAGCUGAGAUAAUCAGUGUUCCUUUUUAAGACAAAAAAAAGUGGUUGUAUAUAAAUCUAUAUUUGAGUGUGGUUGCUUUGUAUGUUUUGUUAACAAGUCUUUUCUUCAUUGAAUGUUUGUCAAACCGUUUACUUAUUUA
This is a messenger RNA of Stegostoma tigrinum, 12873 nucleotides long. RefSeq names its product integrin alpha-7-like. Lineage: Eukaryota; Metazoa; Chordata; Chondrichthyes; Orectolobiformes; Stegostomatidae. The record is from RefSeq and is a predicted model, not a curated record. Gene Ontology annotation, biological process: integrin-mediated signaling pathway; leukocyte migration; cell adhesion mediated by integrin. The coding region runs from base 181 to 3471 and encodes 1096 amino acids. Gene Ontology annotation, cellular component: external side of plasma membrane; integrin complex. The transcript has 25 exons. Gene Ontology annotation, molecular function: integrin binding.